Stegodyphus dumicola is the source of this 3122-nucleotide messenger RNA. RefSeq names its product sperm antigen with calponin homology and coiled-coil domains split discs (gene spdi). Gene Ontology annotation, molecular function: protein binding. NCBI's taxonomy places the organism in Eukaryota, Metazoa, Arthropoda, Arachnida, Araneae, Eresidae. The record is from RefSeq and is a predicted model, not a curated record.
AUUCUUUUUCUCAUGAUUGUUUUGCAAUGUUUUGAUUUUGUGAAGCGUUAGUAGAAUAGCAAGUUACGUGCAGAAUUAUAUUUGUCUUCCGUAAGACACAAGUACAUGUUUAAAAAUUAUGAACAAAUCACGUUUAACUGUUUAUUAAAGCGCGUUUCAAAAAUUUUCAAUACCUUUUAAUCCAUAAAUUUGUUAUACAAAUGAUUGCGAGAGAGAGAAGCUGUUUCCUCAAUAAUUAUUGCUAAAAUAUAAUUAUUAAUUUCUGUCAUUAUUAAGACUUUUACUAUGUCAAGCAAUAUUUUUCGUAGUUUUUCAAAAAUAUUAAUCAUUUUCAAGAGAUAAACCACAUUCUCCAGUGUAAUUUUUUUCAGCUGUUUUUAUUUAUUAAAUCUGACUCUUGUAUUCGUAUUUGAAGGUAUUUGCUGCUAGAUAAUUUUAUCCUCGUGAAUCAUUUUUUCCAAUUAUACAUGAUGGAACAGUAAAUAAAUUACGCAAGUCCUGUUUUAAACGUUGUUGCAUAAUAUCCUUAUGAUUAACUUUCAUUAUUUGAUAUAUCUUCGUCACAUAAGUACAUUUUAAAUUAGUUAAAGUCAAUUUCAACUUUAGGAUAUAUAAUAAAAUUUGUUUAGUUAUGUCAUAAAGUUGAUUUCACAUAGUGGUGAAUAUUUUAAUUGUCAUUAAUUUUUCUCUAUGCUUUUUAUUUCAUGGUAGAUACAGCAAGGGUACACAGUCAAAUGAACUUAAAAAAUAAAUAAAAUGCUGUAAUUUAAAAAUAUUGUCUCAUGUAUAUGUCAUAUAAAAGUAUUCUUCCAUUUUUAUUGGCUUUUUUUCAUCCUUUUUUGUGAUGUAUUUCUGAAUAGCAGCAGUUUUGACCAACUGUUCCAGAGAAAAUUGAUUGUAUUUGUCAAUAAAUAAUUGUCGAAAUUCUGUCUUUGUAUAAUAUGAAGGAUUGAAAAAGCUUGAUAAAUUUCAAGAGAGAAAAAUCCUUUGCUGUUUACCUUUAUUCUGUCUGAUCGUUUUACUGUUUUCUUGAAAUAAAUGAAGUUGCUUCAUGAAUGAAGCUUCUUGAAAUGUAUUAAUCAUUGUAAUGUCAUGCAAAGAAGCAGUUUGCAAGGUGAAAACUUAAAGCUUGUUAAUGCUGAGAGGGCUGCAGCCAUCGGCGUGCCCGAAGGGAAACAUGAAGAACAACAAGCCCUUGAGCGGGAAACCGACUGGAAAUAUCACAGCCUCAAAAAACCCCCUUCAAGGUAUUCUGAGCACCCCUCGUGGAAAUAAGAUUGUGAAUGACAGAUCAUCAACCGUGAGUACUAAUCUCAAAAAGACAUCUACAUUAUCGAAACCCAACACGAACUGCGCAUCAAGCAGUCAAGAAAGUCUUUCUGGUACUGGGACUAGUGUCAGAAGAAAAAUAUCUGCUCCUGCGAAAGUGCCAGCUGCAGUUAAACUUGGUGUGAAAAAUGAUACUGCUCCGAUUCGUUUGAUCAACAAUUUACAAAUAGCAUCUCCCCAUUUAUCUUCUAGAAAAACUACUUUCAAACGUAGUAACAUGAGAAGAGCAGUGAGCAAAGAUAGUGUAGAUUUGGCGACGAAAGACCGGGAGAAGGAAAAUGUGAAAAUUGCUUUGGGCAGAAAUAAAAAUAGUAAUAAUUGCAUAACAAUUUUGCAGAUGGAAAAAGAGAAAGCCCAGAUGGAGCAGCAAAUAUCAGAGCUUGUUAAAAAUGCUGAAAGUAAAAAAGCUGAAAUUGCAACUUUAAAAAUGGAAAUUAGCAAACUCAAGGAUUUGAAGAGUGAUGAUGCAGUUGAUCAACUGCGACAAGAACUUGAAGCUGUGCAGUCAGAAAACCAGACUCUUAAGGAGCGACUUCUGCAGCUUGGUGUGUCCCUUGAAAUGACUGCUCUUUCCGAUAAUCAGAAAGAACAAAUUUUAAUACAGAGAUCUUUAUCAGGAUCAUUCCUAAAUCUAGAUAAAAGCCAAAAUAAUUCAACUGAUGGUCCAAAGUCUCUCGAUAUGGAUGUCGGUGAAGCAUCUGGCGUUAACCUUUUGCCCUCAGGGCGCAGUCUUCCAGAAUGGGAAAGAGGAAGCAGUAGUAGUUUGAGUGAGAUGUCGGUUGCUUGCUUAUUGCAAGAUAGAAUCAUGCAGAUGGAAGAAACACAUCACAGCACUAAUGAAGAACUUCAAGCAACUCUUCAAGAACUGACUGAUUUGCAAGACCAAUUGGCAGAUUUACAACUUGAAAAUGAACGAAUGUCAGAAGAAAAAGCUGUAUUACUAGAAUCCCUCUGCUCACAAACAGAAAAACUGGAAGAAUGUCGAACGCAGAUAACACAGUUGAAACAGCUGCUGUUUCAAGAACAUAAUCAAGAUGGGCAAUCUUUAUCUCCAUCUGAGAGAGAAUGUACUUUGGUUGACUUAUUGAAAAAAGCUCAAGAAGCUCAUGAUGUUCUUCUAAUGAAGCAAGAACAGUUAUCUUCUGCUUUACAAGCAGCUAAAAAUGAUUCUUCUGGACCUCAGACAGAUUUGCUGCUUUUGAGGGAUAGAGUGAAGCUGCUAGAGUCGACCGUUGAAAGUGUAAAUGCGGACAAACGCAUGUUGGAAGCACAGUUGACUGAUUGUCAAGAACAGCUCUCUGCUAGUCAGAUUGAAGUUUCACAGUUGAAAUUACAGCUUGAAAAUGAACAACAAAAGGUAUUAGAACUCCAAAGAGAGCGUGAAGCUGGAGCAACUUCUGAACUCAAUACAUUGCUGCAAGAAACUCGAAAAGAUAAAGAGAAAGUUGAGGAGAGAGCAGUACAUUUACAAGAGCAGUUAGCUCAUAGUCAACGAGAAGUUGCUCGUUUGAAAGAUCAACUUCAUCAGCUGCAAGAGGAAAACAUGGUAAGAGUCCGAUUUUAUAAUAACUAUUUUACAAUUCAUGCAAAAAAAAGUUUAUGAAAUUUUGCCUUCAAAACAUAAAAAAAUAAAAGUGAGGCAUGAAAUACAUAAAAAAAAAAAUAAAUAAAAAAAAAAUAAAAAAAAAUAAGUAUUUAAAAAAUAUAAAAAUCUGAAAGGGUUCAGUUUCUAACAGUAGCAUAACAAAGCUGUUUUAAAGUUCAAAUGGUUUAUCAACAGAAAUUAUAGUAAU